Brassica rapa (field mustard) is the source of this 1224-nucleotide messenger RNA. Its product is annotated as probable aspartic proteinase GIP1. The record is from RefSeq and is a predicted model, not a curated record. Gene Ontology annotation, molecular function: aspartic-type endopeptidase activity. Gene Ontology annotation, biological process: proteolysis. Lineage: Eukaryota; Viridiplantae; Streptophyta; Magnoliopsida; Brassicales; Brassicaceae.
AUGUCUCGUCUUUUCAUUUUCUUAAACAUUAUCUUCGUUUUAAUCGCAAACACGACUUCUUUAACCGAACACAACCUAAAGCCAAAGCCAAAGCCUAAUACUUUUGUAAUUCCUGUCUUCAAGGACACCAGAAGUGGUCUCUACUAUACCAACGUGACGGUUGGCAAGCCACCAGUUGUUGCUAACCUAGUCGUAGACGUUAGAGGCUCAGCCUUAUGGUUUGAAUGCGAUACGGUGGGCUAUAACUCAACCACGUCAACCCCUGUCCCCUGCGGGUCCCCCGGCUGCGAACAAACUAAAGAUAAAUGCACCACUUGUCAAGCUUACCUCAAAUCCGAGUUAACCUUUAACACCCAGAUCGCUACACUUAUUAACGACGAUGUCAUGCUAAGGUACAUGUCUCCAUCAUCAGCUUACGUUGCACCCAAACUUCCAGUGAGGGCGCGUAUAGCUUGUAGAGGUUACUUCGAGGGCAUGAUGAAUAUGCUUCCGGCUGGUACUCUGGGCAUUCUCGGUCUCGGUAAUAGCUCCACAUCUUUCGUUAGUAGCCUCCUCUCUUCUUACAAGAUUCCCUUUAAAGUCUCUCUUUGUUUGCCUUCCAAACCUGGAAACAACCCCGGGUCCGUUUACAUCGGCGGCAGCCUGAAACGUAAAGACCUCACGGGGUUAUUGGUUUCCACUCCUCUUAUCUCGAACCGGGAAACAAAAGAGCACGGGGAGGACUACAACUAUUUCAUAGAUGUCAAAUCUAUCGAAGUCAACGGUAAGAGGCUCUCUUUCGACCAUGAUUUGUUGAAAAACAAGAGGGGUCAUUGGGGACGCACGAAGAUUUACACUCUCUUGGAGGCGUACAUUUACAAAGCUCUUGUCAGAGCCUUCUCGGAGAAAACCAAGAAGCGAAAAGCUGUGUAUCCUUUCACUGACUGCUUUAGCUAUAAAAGUUUUGGAGAAAAGUCUCUGUUGGGCAAGGAAACUCCGGUGAUUAGUUUGGUGUUGGGAGAAGGAGCAAAGUGGGAUAUAUACGGACCAAACUCGCUUGUAAAGGUAAACAAAAAUGUUGUGUGUCUAGCGUUUCAGGAAGCUGACGAGUUUGAGUCACUGUUUCCAAUCGAGAUCGGAGGGUAUCAAAUGGAAGAUAAUCUAGUUGAGUUUGAUCUUGAGGCUUCAAAGUUUUCUUUCACUUCUUCUCUUUUGCGUCACAACACAUCAUGUAGUCCACAAUAA